Messenger RNA from Cyanidioschyzon merolae strain 10D, 753 nucleotides. Its product is annotated as chloroplast ribosome releasing factor RRF. The record is from RefSeq and is a predicted model, not a curated record. Lineage: Eukaryota; Rhodophyta; Bangiophyceae; Cyanidiales; Cyanidiaceae. Gene Ontology annotation, biological process: translation. Gene Ontology annotation, molecular function: ribosomal large subunit binding. Bases 1 to 753 code for a protein of 250 amino acids. The transcript has a single exon.
AUGAAGUCUCCCAGAGAAAGUGUCUCUUUUAUCGCGCCGCUGAGUGUCCGGGUAGCUCAAGCGAGCUCGCCAGCGUCCGGGCGCUGGGAGCGUCCGCGGCUGCUGGGGAAGGGUGCUCCGCUGGUGCCGCUGCGACGUCGUCCACAGGCCCGGGUACACGCGGCGCUGCGCUUACGUUGCGUCGAAGGCACCGAUUCCUUGAAAGGCAUUCAGGUCGACUGUGAGCAGAAGAUGGAGAAGACUAUCGUCUCGCUCCGGAAUAACCUGGCAGCGAUUCGAACGAGUCGUGCCUCGCCUGCCUUACUGAACCGCAUCCAGGUCAAGUACUACGGGGUUGACACACCGCUGCUCCAACUAGCGAGUAUAUCGACGCCGUCUAGUACCGCCCUCCAGAUUGAACCAUACGACAAGUCGUGUCUAGGGGACAUUGAGCGUACCAUUGCGGAAAGUGACCUAGGACUGACUCCAUCCAACGACGGCAACGUGAUACGACUGAACGUGCCACCGCUUACCGAAGAGCGACGAAAGCAGCUCGUCAAGGCUGCCAAGGAAAUGGCAGAGGAAAGCCGCGUUGCCUUGCGCAAUAUCCGUCGCACCGGCGUGGAUGCGGUGAAAAAGCUCGAGAAAGGGAGCGAAAUCAGCAAGGAUUUGAGCGCUGACGCCCAGGAUGAGCUCACGAAAAUGAUCAAGCGAUUUGAGGCAAAAGUCGAUGAAAUCAUGCGCGCCAAAGAAAAAGAUAUCAUGACCGUGUAG